Tetrapisispora phaffii CBS 4417 is the source of this 1269-nucleotide messenger RNA. It is a transcript of the gene DPH1, whose product is annotated as 2-(3-amino-3-carboxypropyl)histidine synthase. The record is from RefSeq and is a predicted model, not a curated record. Lineage: Eukaryota; Fungi; Ascomycota; Saccharomycetes; Saccharomycetales; Saccharomycetaceae. Gene Ontology annotation, biological process: protein histidyl modification to diphthamide. Gene Ontology annotation, molecular function: 2-(3-amino-3-carboxypropyl)histidine synthase activity. The coding region runs from base 1 to 1269 and encodes 422 amino acids. The transcript has a single exon.
AUGCCUGAAACGAGCAAGGCUCCAAAAAGAAGGUUUGUGGGAUCAAGGAAAAAAAAUGUGGACGUUAUUCCUAAUGCUGAUGGAAAUGUAUCAACAAUCAUUCAUACUCCUAGAAGACCAGCUACUGGUAAGGCUCUAAAUACUAUUCCUGAUGAUAUAUUAAAUGAUGAGGAGUUAAAUGAAGCAAUAAAGCUAUUGCCCAACAAUUAUAACUUUGAAUUACACAAGACGAUAUGGAACAUUAAAAAAUCUAAUGCCAAAAGAGUUGCUUUACAAAUGCCUGAAGGUUUACUAAUAUAUUCAUUAAUUAUCAGCGAUAUAUUAGAACAAUUUUGUGAAUGUGAAACUGUGGUGAUGGGAGAUGUCUCCUACGGUGCUUGUUGUAUUGAUGAUUUUACGGCAAGAUCGUUAGACUGUGAUUUUAUUGUACAUUAUGCUCAUUCUUGUUUGGUGCCAAUCGAUGUGACUACUAUUAAAGUUUUAUAUGUUUUUGUAACUAUUUACAUCGAAGAACAGCAUAUUAUUAAAACUUUGCAAAAAAAUUUCAAAGGAGGUUCCCGUAUCGCAACCUUUAGUACAAUUCAGUUCAAUCCAACUGUUCAUAGCAUCAAAGAUAAAUUAAAGAAUGACAAAGAACAUGUGUUAUAUAUUAUCCCACCUCAAAUAAAGCCCCUUUCUAAAGGUGAAGUUUUGGGUUGCACUUCUCAAAGGUUGGAUAAAAAUCAAAUAGAUUAUAUGUUAUAUAUUGGUGACGGUAGAUUUCAUUUAGAAUCGCCAAUGAUUCACAAUCCUGGAAUUCCGGCCUUUCGUUACGAUCCAUAUAGCAGGAAAUUCACAAGAGAAACGUAUGACCAAUCUGAAUUGGUAGAAGUUCGUUCGGAAGCUAUUGAAAGUGCACGUUCAGCUCAAACAGUUGGUUUAAUUCUAGGUGCUUUAGGAAGACAAGGUAACUUAGCAACUGUUGAAAAUCUUGAAGCUAAAUUAAAGAAAGCCGGUAAGAAAAUUGUAAAGAUUAUUUUAAGUGAAAUUUUUCCGCAAAAGUUAGCUAUGUUCGAUAAAAUAGAUGCUUUCAUUCAGGUAGCAUGUCCAAGGUUAUCUAUAGAUUGGGGUUACGCCUUCAAUAAGCCAUUAUUAACACCAUAUGAAGCCAAUGUGUUAUUAAAUUUUGAUGUUAUGUUCACUAAGGAUUAUUAUCCUAUGGACUAUUAUGAAGAAAAUGGUUACGGUAGAGGGCGUAUCCCAGAGCAUGCCAUCGAAACUGAUAUUUAA